Messenger RNA from Anopheles moucheti, 1106 nucleotides. RefSeq names its product CCAAT/enhancer-binding protein gamma (gene Irbp18). The record is from RefSeq and is a predicted model, not a curated record. Gene Ontology annotation, molecular function: DNA-binding transcription factor activity, RNA polymerase II-specific; RNA polymerase II cis-regulatory region sequence-specific DNA binding. The coding region runs from base 110 to 493 and encodes 127 amino acids. NCBI's taxonomy places the organism in Eukaryota, Metazoa, Arthropoda, Insecta, Diptera, Culicidae. The transcript has 2 exons. Gene Ontology annotation, biological process: regulation of transcription by RNA polymerase II; DNA-templated transcription.
GUGCGCAGUACAAGCAGUGCAAUUCCGAGUUUUACCUUAUUUACCCAUCGCUUUGGUGUAAUUGGCGCAAUUCGAUACCAAAAACACAAUCACUAAAGAACGAAACAGAAUGCCGCCGAAACGAAAGUCCACAACCGAUGAGGAAGACGACGAAUAUCGCCGCAAGCGCGACCGAAAUAAUCAGGCCGUUAAACGCAGCCGGGUGAAAUCUAAAAUGAAGACGGAAGAAACCCAGCAGCGUGUGAACGAUUUACGGCUCAGGAACCAGGUGCUGGAGGAUAAAAUAGACAAUCAAAAGAAGGAGCUGAAAUUCCUGAAGGAGCUAUUUCUAACACAGGCACAGGCAAAGGCAGAGAAGCUGGUCGGGAUCAAUAUAAACGAGCUGCUCCAGGAUGACGAUAGCGAUAAUGACGACGACGAAGGUGAAUCUAGCAAAAAACGCGUCAAAGAACACCCGAAAGGUGAAGGAAGCAAAAGCAGAUCUCGGAGGUAAAAUGCAGAAAGUGGAUCAAUAAUCUCCGGCGAUCUAGUACCGAUCAUCGCAAUAAGUUAAAGUUUUGUUAACGGUUAUCGUGAAUGUAUUAAGUAAUCCGCUUUAUUGUUUUGGUGCACAAUGUUCAGAUAGGGAUGUUACUUACUAGUAAUGUCCAUACUGAGUCACCCAAUUUGAUAGAGCUAAUUUUCACAUAUUAUUAUACAUCUUUGAGUAUAUGUAGAAUAGCCGUAUGUAGAAAAGUGUAUCGUUAGACGCAGUACAAUAUACUAUACACCACAAACUCAGAAUAAGCACCCCUAAAGAUCCGAUGAUCCUAAAGGCCGAAAGGAGCAGCGAGCGGAGUGCAAGAGAGGAGGUGGUCUUAAAUAAGCGCCCUUGUGGAUAAAUGGCCGUGUGGCCUAAUGGAGAAGGCGUCGGACUUCGGAUCCGAAGAUUGCAGGUUCGAGUCCUGUCACGGUCGCACUCGCAUUUGUGAGAGAAGUUUUUUUCCUCUUUUCGUGCUAUCACCUUUUCAGAUCAUAUGAAUGCAGAGCAUAAAUGUUAGCGCGUUAUUUCCUUACAAAUGCAAUUUUAUUGUCUUUAUAUGUAUAUGUGUUAAAUAAAAUUUUAU